Messenger RNA from Oryzias melastigma (Indian medaka), 12730 nucleotides. RefSeq names its product glutamate receptor, ionotropic, N-methyl D-aspartate 2A, a (gene grin2aa). The coding region runs from base 1109 to 5740 and encodes 1543 amino acids. Gene Ontology annotation, biological process: synaptic transmission, glutamatergic; long-term synaptic potentiation; monoatomic ion transport. Gene Ontology annotation, cellular component: postsynaptic density membrane; plasma membrane; NMDA selective glutamate receptor complex. The record is from RefSeq and is a predicted model, not a curated record. NCBI's taxonomy places the organism in Eukaryota, Metazoa, Chordata, Actinopteri, Beloniformes, Adrianichthyidae. The transcript is spliced from 15 exons. Gene Ontology annotation, molecular function: NMDA glutamate receptor activity; transmitter-gated monoatomic ion channel activity involved in regulation of postsynaptic membrane potential.
AGCAGUGACCAGAGCUGGAAACAAGGAAAUCUGUAAGUAGGUUAUAGAGGAAUAUUUCUACAGUGAACAAAAACCCUCCUGUGUGAAGUUUGUUCACGUUUCACAGAGGGGAGGGGGCAGUUAUUCAACAUUUCAUCCUGAGCCCCCCCUUAUCUCCUCUUGUUGUUGUGUCUCUGUAAAUGCAGAAAACCUGACUGGGGGGGUUCUAUGGAUAUGAUCCAAAAAUAAAGAGGGUACAUUUUAGGAAAAGGGGUUCAAACAGCUUGUUUUUACCCCCUGUUGCCUCUCAAACCCCCCAAUUCUUGUUACCCCCCCUCAAAGUAAGCGACUUGCUGAUGAGGCUCUAGCGCAGAGAGCUGAGGGGAGGGAGGGGGUAGUGACAGACCGACGGACCGCUAUAGUCCGUCUAUCCAGCUGCCUCUGCAGAAGCGGCGGUUCUGCACAGCAGCGGUGCGCGCGCGCUCCACACACUUUCUUCUUUUCUUUUUUACACGCGCGCGCGCAAGGAGAUCGGAGUCUUUCUUUUAUAUAUGUGUAUGUUGGGUGGAUGGGGGGAGACAGAAGGGAGCCAACGAGACUGGAGCAAGUCCCCACGCGCGCUCUGCGGGAGCCACAACCGCCGAAGUGACCACAACGCGCCCCCGCGUGCGUCUCCAGUGUGCGCGGUCCCUCUCUCCUCUCUCGGGACUUCUUUGGGGAGGAAUACGAUCCGAUCACGUAAAGUUGAGCCCCGACGACGCGCGCGCGCGGGGGGCUCAACUGAGAUUGCAGUGGAGAAGCAUCAGCAGCAGCAGAGGCGCACGCACGCACGCACGCACGCAGACAAGAUUGGAUUACAACGGCGGUGAUUCUAUUCGCAGCUGCACGCUGGUGAAGUGCUAAAACCGAGGAUUUCAUUCAUCUUUUUUCUUUCUUUUUUCGGGGCACGCUGGGAAUUAUUCAUUGCCAGAGAUUAUACGUGUCAUCCUCCCCACCACCACCACCACCACCUCCUGGUGUUUGUGAGUCUCACCAUCAGAGGCUGCAUGUUUUAUCCGAGGAGAAAGUGGACUGUUGCAAUGCCUUCCCGCGCCACCGUUUUGGAGCUCUGCAAAAGGGAGAUGCUGGGAUGAAGUGGUUUGGCAGCAUGUUCCUCGGCAGCAUACGGAGCAAGAGGAGAAGGAGCGACGGUGGAGGUAAUAGUGGAGCGCUCCUCUCAUUGGCCCUCCUGGUGGUGUUGACCCGGACGGGUGACCCUGUGGCGGCUCAGAAGCGAACCGGCUCGGAAAAGGUGCCGGUGCUGAACAUUGCUGUGAUCCUGGGACGCACGCGGUACAUCUCAGACCGGGACAUCCGGGCUCUGUGGAGCAAGGAGGACCCCAUCGAUGUCAACGUGGUCACACUGCUGGUCAACGAGACCGACCCAAAAAGCAUCAUCACCCACAUGUGCGACCUGAUGUCGGGGACUAAGAUCCACGGGGUGGUUUUUGGGGAUGGCACUGACCAAGAAGCCAUUGCCCAGAUUUUGGAUUUUAUUUCCUCGCAGACACUUAUACCCAUCCUGGGCAUUCAUGGGGGCUCGUCCAUGAUCAUGGCAGAUAAGGAUGUAAAGUCCACUUUCUUCCAAUUUGGUGCUUCCAUCCAGCAGGAGGCUUUGCUGAUGCUGAACAUCAUGGAGGAGUAUGACUGGCACAUCUUCUCAAUUGUCACGUCCAAGUUUCCCGGCUACCAGGAGUUCAUAAACAUCCUAAAAACGACAGUGGACAACAGUUUUGUGGGCUGGGAUCUGCAGAACAUCAUCACUCUGGACGCAGUGGAGGAGGACAGUCGGUCCCAGAUCAUGCUCAAGAAAGUCCAGUCGCCAGUGGUUCUGCUCUACUGCUCCAAAGACGAGGCGGUCUACAUCCUGGAGGAGGCCCGCUCACUGGGCCUAACUGGAUUUGGUUACAUCUGGAUCGUCCCGUCGCUCACUACCGGGAACCCGGAAAUAACCCCUGAGGCGUUUCCAUGUGGAAUGAUCUCGGUGUCGUACGACGACUGGGACUACCCGUUGGAGGCUCGGGUUCGGGAUGGUCUUGGGAUCAUAACGUCAGCAGCGGCAGCCAUGUUGGAAGAGUAUGGCGACAUCCCCGAAGCCAAGACAUCGUGUUACGGGCAAAUGGAAAAGACCACCAAACUGCCUCCGAGUGCACUCCACAAAUACAUGAUGAAUGUCACCUGGGAUGGCAGAGACUUGUCCUUCACGGAGGACGGUUACCAGGAAAACCCAAAGCUGGUGGUUAUCGUACUCAACAAGGAAAGAGAGUGGGAGAAGAUGGGGAAGCUGGACAAUGGCAGCCUGACAGUGAAGUACCCCGUGUGGCCGCGUUUCAACUCCUUCGGGGAUGCUGAGCUCGAUGACAACCACCUGUCCAUCGUCACCUUAGAGGAGAAACCUUUUGUCAUUGUGGAGGAUGUGGAGAGACUCACCGGUACCUGCAUGAGAAACUCGGUUCCCUGCAGGAAGCAUAUCAAAGACAACACAACAGAGGCUGGAGGGACUUAUAUCAAAAAGUGCUGCAAAGGAUUCUGCAUCGAUAUACUGAAGAAGAUUGCCAAAUACGUCAAGUUUACCUACGACCUGUACCUAGUUACCAAUGGCAAGCAUGGCAAAAAGAUCAACAAUGUCUGGAAUGGGAUGGUGGGAGAGGUGGUCUAUAAGAAAGCCGUCAUGGCCGUCGGAUCUCUGACGAUCAAUGAGGAGCGUUCUGAGGUCAUCGAUUUCUCCGUCCCGUUCGUAGAAACUGGGAUCAGCGUCAUGGUCUCACGUAGCAAUGGAACUGUCUCGCCAUCAGCUUUCUUAGAGCCAUUCAGCGCAUCAGUGUGGGUGAUGAUGUUUGUGAUGCUCCUACUGGUGACUGCAAUGGCUGUCUUCAUGUUCGAGUACAUCAGUCCCCUUGGUUUUAACAGAAACCUGGCACAAGGAAAAGAUCCACACGGCCCUUCGUUCACCAUGGGCAAAGCCGUGUGGCUGCUGUGGGGUCUGGUCUUUAACAACUCUGUGCCGGUCCAAAACCCGAAAGGAACGACCAGCAAGUUCAUAGUGUCGGUGUGGGCCUUCUUUGCUGUCAUCUUCCUGGCCUCCUACACUGCUAACCUGGCUGCCUUCAUGAUUCAGGAGGAGUUUGUCGACCAAGUCACCGGGCUUUCAGACAACAAGUUUCAGAACCCACAUGCGUACUCACCCCCCUUCCGCUUUGGGACAGUCCCAAACGGAUCCACGGAGAGGAACAUCAGGAAGAACUACCCGGCCAUGCACCAGUACAUGGUGAAGUAUCAUCAGACUGGAGUGGUGGACGCUCUGGUCAGCCUCAAAACGGGAAAACUGGAUGCCUUCAUCUAUGAUGCUGCAGUGUUGAACUACAUGGCUGGCAGAGAUGAAGGAUGUAAACUGGUGACCAUUGGCAGCGGGUACAUCUUUGCCACCACUGGUUAUGGCAUCGCUCUGCAAAAGGGUUCCUACUGGAAGCGGCAGGUGGAUCUGGCCAUCCUGGCCAUCAUCGGAGAUGGUGAAAUGGAGGAACUAGAAGCACAGUGGCUCACUGGAAUUUGCCACAAUGAGAAAAACGAGGUGAUGUCAAGUCAGCUGGACGUUGACAACAUGGCGGGGGUCUUUUACAUGCUGGCUACGGCCAUGGGACUGUCCCUCAUCACCUUUAUCUCUGAGCAUCUCUUUUACUGGAGGCUAAGAUACUGCUUCACCGGAGUCUGCUCUGGAAAACCAGGUCUUCUUUUCUCUAUUAGUAGGGGAAUAUGGAGCUGCAUCCAUGGAGUCCAUAUUGACAUGAAGAAAAAGACAGACCUUGACUUCAGCCCUCAGGACAAAAUGCUCAAGCUCAUUAAGUCUGCCAAACAGAUGACCAACAUGUCUAAUCUAGGUGGGUCCCGCAUGAACUCACCCAAACGUGAAUUCAUGCACUCAGCCGGCCCCAUGAUCAUGGACAUGAUGGCAGAGAAGGGCAACUUCAUCUAUGCUGAUAACCGCAGCUAUGCCCCUAAAGACAUGAUCUAUGGGGAUAGCGGUGACUUGCAGUCUUAUUUUGCCAAUCGACACAAGGACCACCUUAACAACUACAUUUUCCAGGGCGGCCAACAUCCUCUCACCCUGAACGAUGCCAAUCCAAAUACAGUGGAAGUAGCGGUGAGUGCUGACGCAGUGCAGACAAACGCCAAGCCAACACGUACAUUGUGGAAGAAGUCAGUGGAUACCCUUCGUUCUGUGCCGCCAGGGCCCGCCCCGAUGCCCGACAUGCUCAUGCCAGACCCACGAAUAUCGAUGAAGACACAGCGCUACCUCCCCGAGGACACAGCCCACUCGGACAUCUCCGACUGCUCCAGCAGGGCCGCCUCCUACAAGGACCCAGAAAACAACAAGCACCUGAAACCCAAGGACAACUUAAAAAAAAGAUCGGUGACGUCAAAAUACCCAAGGGAUUGCAGUGAGGUAGAGCUGUCCUACUUAAAAACUAAGCAGGUCAGCGGCGGAACCAACCAAAGUGGGAGAGGAGGAGGAGGAGGAGGAGGAGAGAAAAUCUACACCAUUGACUCUGAUCGAGAACUGAGCCUCCAUUCUGACCCCGUUCACUACCGUGAGAGUCACGGUCUUCCCGCGGAUGACAUGGAUUAUCCGGAAAUUUACUCCGACCACAGCGACAACUACAGGAAGUGUGAGCAGCCCAUCAUUCAUCUCAACUCCUCGCCUUUGCACCAUACAGACACAGACCUCAUGCCGGACUCCGCUUACUCCAAACACUACAGCCUAAAAGAGAAAAACCUUUCCUUGUCCCCCCAUGAAACUAUUGAUCGAUACAAACAGACGCACUGCCGCUCUUGCUUGUCCAAAGUACCUUCUAGCUACCCACAGGGAAGUGCUUACGUCCCUGCUGGAACUUCAUCAGCCUCUGGCACCCGCUCACCCUAUAACCGGUGCGAGGCAUGCCUUCAUACAGCCAAUCUGUAUGACAUUAGUGAGGAUCAGCUCCUUGCAGACCCUUUGGUUAGUCCCACCAUGCACCAUCAAGAGCAACAGCAGCCGGAUGAUAUGUUUGGCCUCUACUGGCCACAGACAGACGGACCUCACGUCCAAAAGCGGAACCGCUUGAGGCUGAGUCGUCAGCACUCUUUUGACAAUAUUAUGCUCGAAAAGCCAAAGGAUGUGGAUCUGGGCCGACCGGCGCGCAGCGUCAGCCUCAAGGAGAAGGACCGCUUCUUGGAAUCUACAUCUGACUCGCAGUACGCGAACCUCUUUGGCAUGCGUCCUUACUCCGGCAGACUGUUUGGCACUGGGUCUAAAUCUAUGCUCUUCAACCACAACCUGGAGGAAAGCAAGAGGAGCAAGUCCCUGUACCCGGUCCAUGCUUCGGACAACCCGUUCCUCAGCCACUCGCUGAGGGAUGAUAGCAGCAGCAGACUGGUACACGGACGGAGCUCCUCUGAUAUUUACAAACAGCUGGCUGUGGGUUCCCCCGGUGGAGCAUUGGGAUCAGCCCCCAUCAAAACGCGCAACGAUGCGAACAAUCUUCGCUCUUCAGUUAAAUCCACCUCUUCAUACUGCUCAAGGGACGGACGAAUAGCUAAUGACAUGUACAAUAAAGAGCAUGUGAUGCCUUACUCAGCCAAUAAGACUAGUGCAUACCCAGCCUCACGUGGCGUCCUAAACUCAGCCCAGUUCAGCAAUAGACGGGUGUAUAAGAAAAUUCCCAGUCUUGAGUCAGAUGUUUAGUUGAUAUAUGAAAAAAAGUGUUCUCUCCUUCUUACUCCUCUAUGGGUUUGUAUUAUAAUUUAUCAACUAUGUUGUCCACUAAGGGAUGCCAUAGCUAAACUACAUAUUUCCUCUGCAGGAAAUAUGUACAUAGCUAAACUAGAUGCUUCUUCUCUUGGACAUUGUAUUCAACGGGAACUUGAGCCCACUUGGGUCUGAUGGUAUUACUAUUUCUCUCUUUGAAAAUAACAUCAUCUUUGUCUAUUCUUUCCAAUGUACCACCAAGCUGGCCGUUUGGCCAACACCCUACAAUUAGAUAACCUGGUGUAAAAGGGUGGGCGGCCAUUGAUAACUGGGUUUCACCAAACAGGAAGAGGAACAAAUGAAUUCAAGCAAAGGCGUUUACAAGAAGUCCAUUGAAGACAGGACAGGACAGAUGAGAGAAAUCCUUUUAUCACGCACCCCUUUUCUUCUCUUUCUUUCUCCACUGCAACUGUUGAGAUCAGGGUUCAGCAGUUCAGGUGGAAAAAGGUCCUUUGAGAACACCAGAUGGGUAGGCAACAUAUGAAACAGGGGCGUUACGGUGGGCUUCCUUGUCACAGAGCAACAUCUAGAGACCUGUUGAUGAAAGAAUGAUGGAAGAAGAAGAGGAUAAAUGACAGAGUGGAGCAACCAAUUGCUUGUUGCAGGGAUAUGAUGCUAACCAGGGCUUUUUUUUUUUCGUGAUAUGCGAUAUGUAAGGAACAACAUUGAUGAUAAGAUGAAAAAUGCACGUUCUUUAAAUGAGUAAUGUUUACAGGUUUCAGACAAACGACAGACAAACUGACUCAUUGAAAGCAGAGAAACUUGAGGCCAUCGACGGGCAUUUCAUUUGCGCUGCACAUAGAAAAACGAUUGCAAAGUACUGCUUUUUUAUUCUAUUGAGCUAUAAGAUUUAUAAGGGAUUCUGACUUCCGGAUUCCAAUAUGUAAGAUUUUAGUGUUUGCUUAUUUGGUAGCAGAAUAGCUAUUAGUUUUGAACUCCCCCCUCCACUCUUCCUUCCACAUUUGCAUUUGAAAAAAAGUGUAGCUUAUGGAAAAAUACCAUAAAAAAUAAGGUUUUUUCGCAUGUAUUUAUUUUUUUGCGGUGUCAAAGAGGAGAAAAUACAAAUAAAUAGCACUACAGAUGCAUAUUUUUGAUGAUUUCGAAAGGGGCUGUACUUUGUUGUGGAUGGAUUUCGAAAUGACCUUUAAACUUAGUAAAUCUGUGUCGCUCUGGGAAUGCAAAUUGACACUUGACAAUGGAGGAGGGGAGAGCAAAGCUGAGAUUAAUGUAGGGGCAACAAUAAUUAGACAAAAUCCAAAAUCAUGAAGUGUGCACUGAUUUUUUAUGUCAUCGCUUAUUUGACUUCAACCCCAAUUUGACUGAGAAACAGGGUAUUUAUGUGUACAAAUGUUAACUGUUUUCUUUCUUUUUCCACAUAGCGAUGAUCCAACAAUAAUUGACUGGAAUGGUUUGGCUUUUUUGGAGGAGUAUGAGCAAAAUUAGAUUAUAUUUAGCACUAUCAUUUACUGUUAUCCAACCCAAUCUCAUGACAGAUUGUAAAACAGCUAUGUUGGUCCACUGCCCAUGUUAUCAUUUUAUAAUGUAAUCAAACUAAAUACAAACAAAUUAAACAAAUAAGAUUGUAAACAUCAUGCUGCACCAUUGCUACUUAUUGGAGUUGAGGUGCAAUCAUGUAAAUAUAGUAGAUGUUGUAUGGUAUGAUUCAGGGACAGUUUAAUUUAAAACUAACUUAAGUCCACAUGCUCUAAAUGUUUGGUUUAUUAUUGUAACUAUGCUUUCAAGCAAUAAGUCUUACACUCUCGGAAAAGUUGUUUGUCAUCCUGUUAAGUAGUGCCACCUUUGUAAGGAAUAUUCGGUCCAGUUCUUCCAUGUAAAUCCAUGCAAGUCUGCCUACGAGGCAUAAAUCAUAUUUUCGAUUCCCCCACUUCACAGCCCGUCUCUGACACCCCCUGUUGGAUGGAACCUGUUUUUUAAUUUGUAAAUUAUCCUGGGGGUCAGGGGCUGUAUGGUGGUGCACAGCGAGAAGCCCCUAGUUUUAAUUCAACAGUUUGCAUGUUCUCCCUGUGGAUGCCUGGUUUUCUCCAGACACACCAGCUUCCUCCCACGGACUAAAACUAUGAAUCAUAGGUAAAUUGGUUACUUUAAAGUGUUCCCUAGGCAGGCAUGUGAUAGUGUGUGUGAGAGUGAUUGUGUGCUCAGCAAGAAACCGGUGACCUCUUCCAGGAUGUAUCUAACCUUCGCCCAGUGGUAGCUGGGACAGGCCCAAGCAACCACAUUGAUCCCGGAAGGGAUACAGCAGGUCAAGAAAUGGAUGGACGGACGGACAGAUGGAUACUUGGAGGUCACUCCAAACAAUGCAGCAACUUGAGAAUGUGAAGCAUCAGAUUGACUUUGCACAAUCUCGAUUGACCUAUCAAGAUCAGUCAUCCCAAUAAUGUAAAUUAUUUAACAGACCCUUGCUAACUUGGCUCUUGUUUUCAUUGAGGUGAAAAAAUGGCCAUAUGCCACAGCAAUAUUAGCUGUUUGAAAUUGUUAAAAAAGAUUUAAUACAUUUUUCAUUAAUGCAAUCUCUGUUACUCAUCCCACAAAUGUACUGUAUGUUCCUUACAAAUGUGGCACUAUUUAAAAAGGGGAAAUCAACAUGUUUACCAAUAGUAUAAGACUUACUGGUAGGAAGCAUUAAAACAACAAAGAAACAAACUGCUAGAAACAACAUUUCCUUACUUUUUUGUGGGAGGUUUGAGCCUAAAAUCAGAUAUAUAGCCAGUGUCAUUUGGAGUACGCUGGCCCUAUGAAUUCAACUGAAUUGGUACAAUGAAACACCCAUUUGAAAUUCUUUCAAAACUGGCUGAGAUUUAUAUGGAUGUUGUGCACAUAUUGAUCUCUCUGGUCAGAAAUCAUGUCAACCCUUGCGAAACGGUUUGAAAAUUAACCCUAAACACAUAUGAUUGCAAACUUGUGAGACAUCUCUAACUAUUCUUAGAAGGAAGUACAUAAACUCAUAUUUUUUUCAACUACAAUUACAUGUAUGACUUCAUACCAAACAAGGAUGAGAAAUUUGAGUUUAAGCCACAGUCUGGUUGACUAUGAUCAGUAUUCAGCUUGUGAGGUCCCACUAAAAAUGCCUUUUGGAACGCCCAAUGCAGCUUGACCUACUUUUGAAAUCUUCUGCUAGUCACUAAGAAACUGGAGCUUUAAGCUUUGUAACCAACACUUAAGUAGAGGAAUGGAGGCAAAGCAAUUCAGUUAGAAAACUAAGUUUCUCAAUCAAAUCCCAUUCUAGUCAAUCAGGGUAAACUUAAAUUAUCUCACACACAAAAUGCCUUAAAGCGCUUCAUUUUUUUGCUAAAGGUUCUGCUUUUGCAACUUUAUUGGCUCUCACAGGAUCUGAAAAGCAUUAUUUAACAAUGAGGCUAACAAGGAGAGCGUUAUCUGGUUGCUGUACCAGCCCUUUGUGGUGAAGAGAGAGCUGAGCCAGAAAGUAAAGUUCUCAAUUAACCAGAUGAUCUUUGUUCCAGUACUCACCCAUGGUACUCAGCUCUGGAUCAUGACUGAAAGAACAAGGUCCCGAAAUGAGCUUCCUUCAUAGGGUGGCUGGGCGCUCCCUUAGAGAGGGUGAGAAGCUUGGUGACCCAGAGAGAGCUCAGAGAAGAGCCCCUUCAACUCCACAUCGAGAGGAGUCAGUUUGAGAUGGUUUGGGCCACUGGUCCGGAUGCCACCUGGACAGCUCCCUGGACAGGUAUUCCAGGCAUUUCCAACUAGGCAGAGGUCCUAGAGAAGACCCAAGACACGUUGGAGAGUCUACGUCUCUUGGCUGACCUGGGAAUGCCUCGGGGUCCCCUGAGAGAAGCUGGAGGAAGGGGCCGGGGAGAGAGAAGUCUCUGUAUAUUUUCUUAGACUGCUGCCACCUUGACCCGGUUCCGGAUGAGUGCAAGAAGAUGGAUGGAUGGCUUCCAUUUAGAGACUUUUUCAGUGGGACCUCACAAGAACCUUAACACAAUUUUGGAUUGAAUUUAUUUUGACACAGAAAAUACUUGAAGCCUUUGUCACAACUGCCCUUACGGAUGGAUACAGAUUUUCUUUGGCCGAAAAAUGGGCAAACUUGUUCAAGGCGCACAACUGGCCCCUUGCAAAAUCUUUACAUCGCAAAUCAUGAAAUACUGAGGUUGUAGAUUGCUCUGUGAAAAUGUUCAUGCACAUUUUUUUAUGGGCAAUCGACCGGUUGUAGCAAACACUUAUACGGUACAGCAUGUAAUGUUAGUGUAGGUGAGACUCAGGUGUGUCAUACAAAAUUUUCCUUUUUGUCAAUCCCCCACAAAGCCUGUGGACUAUGCAAAGAGUCUUUCAAGUCCUAGUUCCCAAGAUAGUUACAUCCUCCUUGAAUGCAGCUUGACUGUUGUAAAUUUAGAAAUUAGACAAUCAGAGCAUAGUUUGCGUAGGCGUCCUACGGGUGCUUGAGUAUCAUGUGUACACCUCAUUCUUUCGGCAUUCGUGCAUAGUAAGGAUCCAGGACUCCCACUUCCCAAAACACCGCACACACACAAGUAUCAUAGAUUCCAUUUUCAUGACAUCCCAAGUUCAAGGGAACUGCAAGACACACCUGCGCUUACCAUAAGUUGCGGCCACUCCUCUCUAUGACCCUCUCCACAGCUUAAAAACCUGUAGUACUCAUCUGAGCAUGUAUGUGACCAAGGCUUUAGUAAGUUACCCUGAAACAGUGCAGAAACUGCACACACCCAGGUUUAAUGUGCAUAAGUUUUAGGUGUGGCAAAGUUAAAAACUUGACCAAUUGCUCAUACUCAAACUUUUUUUUCUUAUCGUUCACUAAAUUUUACCAUACAAUGUUUACUACCAGCUAACGCCACAUUUGGACAGAUUCUGGGCAUAUGGACAAACAUAGCUAUUACAUUUUUUCCUGAGACUGGGUAUCCUCUUCUGUAUUCUGGACAAUGCAACCAUUGUAGAUGUCCAAUCAGCCGGGCUCAUGAAAACCAUCUGAGAUGGAUGCCUCCUCAACCUUGCAGCAUUGUUCUGGUGGCGUAACAAGCUGACUGGAAUCCAGAUUCACCAGCUGUGUAUCUCAUCAAUCAUGUAAAAAACAUCUUUAAGAAAUAUCUGGUUUGUUAAAGCGGUGCAAAAUGAUUGAGCUUGACACUUUAGCCGGGGAAAUUUAUUUAUUGUUUGAUUUAUGCACAUUGUUGUUGGUUCUUCUUGACUGAAAAAAGUUGCACAUGCAAACACCUCCAUCUCCACUUGUGCCAACAUUAUGCUUCUUUUUGUUAGCAUAGAGAUCUAAAAAACACAAGAAACCAUCUUGGGUUUACCAAUUGGACUGGCAAAACCAAAUUUUUAUCAAAUGAAAUACCUCAGGAUGAUUUUGCAGGGAGGCAGAAGUAAAAAAAAAUGUGUGCCAAAUGUUUUUAAUGAGAAAUGACACUUUUCAUUUGUCGUCUUUUUAGAGACUAAAGCAUAAUCAAGCUUUCCUCCCUGAGAUGUUUACCUAUCCAAAGUCUUCCAGUUCUGCUUCAAAUCCAUGAAGUCAAAGAACGAUAUAAGCAGGAGUGAGGAAAGGGGUGGAGCUUAGAUUUUUCUCUCAUAUAGUGUGCUGUGUGUGUCGCGGCUGACUGAGGACUAUUUGAGGGUCACUCGAACGUCAAAAAUCCCCCAAAAAACCUGCCAUCAUACGGAACACUCCAAUGGGAGCCGGUCUUUUUCUUCAUGGUUUUUAAAAGCUGAAGCCAACUCAACCUCCAUGUUCCAACAUUUUUAACAAUUAUAUCACUAUUUUCUACUCUUGGGAUGUUUCCAAAAAAAAAAAAAUCUUCUUGACACCCAAAGUUGACCGACAACACCCCCCCCCACCCUUUUUUUCAUCUUAUUUGCUUAUUUAUUGUUAUCAUGUUGACUUUCACAAGCUGCUCGCAUCCAAGUGAACAAUAUGCACAUGUAAAAAAAAAAAAACUACUAUAUAAAUAUAUAUCAAACGGCACCAUUGCGUUUCCAUGCCGACGUGUAUAGUUUGUUCUACUUUUACAGAACUGUCAUGUAAACUAAAGGUGUUUUAUAUUCAAACACUCCCAGACGCACCCUUGUGAUGACACCUUUUUUUUUUUUUAAUGAAAAAAAUUGUAUUUUAUUUACAUUCAAUGAUAUAUUGAUAAACAAUGAGGUGAUGGCAUGCAACCCCAGAUGUAACAAUUUUUCAUUUUCUGUUUGUUUGUUUGUUUUGGUUAUGAUAUGAUCACUAAUGCUUUGUAACCAGGUGUGAGUAUAUACAUAUCUGAGAGAACAACAAAAAGGAAAAAAAAAGUUUUUUUAUGACACAAUGAAGAUGCUGCUGCUGAUUUUUGGGGGGGGUGAAGGCGAGUUUUUGACCCACACUUCCUCGCCAGGCCACUUUCCCGCCCACAAUGGGCGGGGUAGUGGUGGUGGUGGGCGGGUCCAACAUCCUCGCUUUUCCUCCAAGUGGCGGGUGACAAUAACUAUCACCAGCUCUGCUUCCCUCUUCCCCUCCCCCACGUGUAGUCAGGAUUUCAAGCAUACAGAAGACAGAAGAAAACAAAAAGACAACCCUCUACUAUGAGUCCCUCCAAAGAUACAACUCCUCUUUCUUUAUUGUUUGCUGUAACAAUAGAGCUUUUUAAAAAAACAAAACAAAAAAACAAUGAAAUAACUGAAAAGAGAAAACAGAAAAGAAAAAAAAAUGUUUCUUCAGAGACUUUUAAGUAACUAUUUUGAAUAUAUUUAGAAAUGACACCUGUAAACAUCGCUUGUAAAUUCAUUCUGGAAUACAUCAUCAUGGAGAAUUAUAAAGAGUAAAAAUAAUAUUUUUUGUGUGAAUUUCACAAGAGCUCUCCUGUACAGUGGCACUGUUUAUCUCUCUCUUUUUUCUUUCUAUCGUUCUCUUCUUGCUCUCUCUAUCUCUCUCUGUAGAGCGACUAGAAUAAAAUUUCACCAUUCACAAGA